Penicillium macrosclerotiorum is the source of this 972-nucleotide messenger RNA. Its product is annotated as putative oxidoreductase, short-chain dehydrogenase/reductase family. The coding region runs from base 1 to 972 and encodes 323 amino acids. The record is from RefSeq and is a predicted model, not a curated record. The transcript has 6 exons. NCBI's taxonomy places the organism in Eukaryota, Fungi, Ascomycota, Eurotiomycetes, Eurotiales, Aspergillaceae.
AUGACUGAGCAUUUCAAAAGCGACACCAGGGGAAUGGAAGUGGCUGAGAUGUUUCCCGAGAGGCUAAAGCACAAGACAUUUAUUCUAGCUGGACUCGUGCGGGGGGAGCUGGCAGCUACGGUCGCCGACGUCUUGAGCCAUGGCGGCGCAGGGUGCAUCAUCUUCACGGGCGGCUCUCAGUCCGCACUCCAAUCGACCCUCACUCACAUCCACCGCAAGCACCCUAAGACCAAGAUCCUCUUUAUUACCGCGGAUACGAAUGACUUGGCAUCGAUGCGCGAAGCUGCCAAUACCAUCAAGGCACUUGAUGUGCCCAUCGACGGCAUUAUCUGCUUUCAGACAGUGAUGGCGGCCACCUGGGAGACCACGGUGAAUGGGAUUGAGUCGCAUUUCCAGAAGAACUACCUGGGUUACUUUGUGCUGGUCAAUUUACUGCUGGAGACCCUGUCCCAAGGGUCGCGAGUGGUUCUGAUGACAACCAGUAUUCGGCGGGAGGCCGCGGCGCCUAAGUGGGAAGACGUGAAUUUCUCGACCGGGGAGACCUAUCACUGUCUCGAUGGGUAUGCACAGUCCAUGUUUGCGAACAUCCAGUUCGCCAAGUCCCUGGCUUCGCGGUGUCUAGAUCGAUCGAUUUCGUCCUUCUCCGUCAACCCUGGAAACACCAAGACUAAUGUCCAAACCUACGUUACGCCGGAGGUGGUGGAGUCGUGGCUGCAAUGUAAAAAGGACGUGGGCGAGGAGCUGCCUAUAUUGCUCCAACAAGCCCCGAAAUCGCAGUCGCAGGCCAGCGCCUCCGUGCUCCGGGGUCUUCUCGAUCCGACUCUCGAAGAAAAGUCUGGCGCCUUUCUAGACAACUGUCAAGUUCUCCCACUGCCGCAUCUUGACUUCCCUGCCGGUACAGAAAGCGCCGCAGCGCUGUGGAAGCUGAGUGAGGAAUUAGUUGACCGAGCAGGACUCGGGCAAUUAGUCUAA